AAUGAUCCUUUAUUUGAACAAAGGAUUUUCCCGCUAAUACGGAUGGUGUUAUAUCGUCGAAACGCGAUGAAAAAAUGUUGUUGAUAAUUGGAACAAUCAGUGAUUAAUAAUAAAUAUUUUGAUAUGACUAACACAAACGGAUUUUCAGACUCGCAAGAGUCAGCAUUACUAGAUGACGAUGCAUUUUCAGAAUUACAGAGAGAAAUCGGAAGCAAUACUUUGCCAUUAUUAACAGGGAACAUGAUUGAAGAGAGUAUCGAAGAAAAAUUUGAGGCCGAUCAAAAAUACGAUGUAACAAAUUUAACUCAACAAUACGUUGAAGGAAAAGUAAUGAAAAAUGAAGAUUCUCCCGAAUAUUAUCCAUCAUCGGAAGCCACAACUCCAGUAAGGGAAGAAUUUCCAGGAUGUUACAAUUUUCAGUUUUCAUUAGCUAAUCAAGAAUCUACCAAACAUCGAAUUUACUCUCAGUCAUUGAGAAAAGUAUUCAUUAAUAUGGAUGAAACAUUACCAUUACGUUUUAAAUGGGAUCCACCUGAUGAUGGUUUAUAUUUGCGCACUACCAUGGUUUUCAGUUUGGAUCAAUAUGCGAGUGAUCCGGUCAGACGGUGCCACAACCAUAUGGCAUUAAAUAAUACAAACAAUCGAGAUUAUGAUCCAAGAGUUAUAAAACAUGUUGUUCGUUGUUUGGAUCAUUCAAGCAUGUAUGAAGAAAGAAAUGAGCACUUAUCUGUAUUGACACCCCUUCGUACACCUCAACCAGGAUCUCAGUAUGUACUAAUGAAUUUUAAGUUUUUAUGUAAGAACAGUUGCCCAUCUGGCAUGAAUCGUAGACCAACAGAUUUAAUUUUUACUUUGGAAGAUCAUAAAAGAACAGUAUUGGGUAGACGCAUACUUCCUGUUAGAGUCUGUAGUUGUCCAAAGAGAGACAAAAUGAAGGAAGAAUCAGAGAUAACAGACACACAACCUGAAGCUAAGAAAAGGAAACAUUGUUUACCUGUUUCUAAAAAACUUAUGCCAUCAUGUGAUACGCAUGUCUUUAAUGUUCAGCUAAACAUUAUUGGAAAAGAAAAUUAUUUAGCUGUAUUAAAAUAUGCGUACGAUAUAAUGGCUGGUCAGGCUUCGCGAACGGGUCAAUACGAAUUUUUUAAACCAUAUAUGGACGAUAUAUUGCGCAAAACUCCAUAAUUAUACUAAUCGAAUGUUUCUCACUAUAUCUGUGCCUUAUAGAUUAAAAACGGGCAUAAUCCAUUGUUAUAUAUUUGAAUACUUUA
Molecule: messenger RNA, 1271 nt
Organism: Megalopta genalis
Lineage: Eukaryota; Metazoa; Arthropoda; Insecta; Hymenoptera; Halictidae
Gene: p53
Product: p53
Biological process (GO): regulation of transcription by RNA polymerase II; apoptotic process
Cellular component (GO): nucleus
Molecular function (GO): RNA polymerase II cis-regulatory region sequence-specific DNA binding; DNA-binding transcription factor activity, RNA polymerase II-specific
Source: RefSeq, a predicted model, not a curated record